Molecule: messenger RNA, 5147 nt
Organism: Aphanomyces invadans
Lineage: Eukaryota; Oomycota; Saprolegniomycetes; Saprolegniales; Verrucalvaceae
Exons: 16
Coding region: 68-5119 (1683 amino acids)
Molecular function (GO): protein binding
Source: RefSeq, a predicted model, not a curated record
UGCAACGCCUAGUUGGCGCGCCAGAAGCGGCGACACCGAUCGAUCCAGUUGGCGGCAAUUCAUCGACAUGGGAGAUCAGCGACCCCAGUUCUUCACGGUGUUGCCGUCCGCUAGCCCGAAGAACAUGACAGUAGUGAACGGCCACUCGCGGCAGAAAACCCCAUCGCUAACCGAUGCAGCCACUUCCCGCGCGAUGAGGAGGCGAUCUGGCUUGGAUUUGUUGUCCAAGGAAGUGUUGGCAAAGAUGGCAUACCGGAGAAUGCGGGCGAAGCGACGGCUCAUCAGCGCGAUACCUUCUGCGUUGAAUCGGCAGUCGUCGACGCAUCUUCAGGAACUAGAGAGCGACGCAAGUGCCGCCAAUGGUGGACCGCAGACAACCCAAACCAUGACGCUGUCACUUCCCGUGAACGAACACCACAAGCACACUGGCUUGCUCGAUCUCCUCAUGAAACCAGUGAUUCAAGUCAGCGCAAUCGACCGACCUCAACCUGUCCCAGUGCCUUCGACCCUACUCCCCCAGUCCUUCUUGGACGACAACCCCACGCCCACCGAAUUGACCGACGCAGACAUUAUCCUGGACCCGGCCUCGGUUCCUCUACCGGAGCUGCCGACGAGCAAUCAAACGACAGCCGCUGCCAUGCACUUUCCGUCUUACGUUGCACCCGUCGACAUUGAAGAAAUGGCUAAAGCUCCGCCCAAGGUAUCCGUGCACAGCCACCAGAAGCGCCUCCAGGGUACCAACACAAUCGGGGCGGGCGGGCGCGAUGACCCUGGUGGAAGUGCCGAAAUGGAAGAGAUCGACAAGAAGCGCGCCGAGAUGCAGCUCGCCCCGCUCAGCGCCGGCCCCAACGACGUGCAGUUCGAGGUGAAAUUCCUCAAGAAAUUUGUCAACCGAUCGCGGGUGCUCAAGAAGUACAUGCACCCGAACGCAUUGACGCGGGAGCUGGCCGGCGGCGACGGCCGGCGCGACUCGCUCUUCAACGUCAUGGACAACCCAACCGACAUUCGAAUGGGCGGCGCGGAUGGCAUGACGCUUAGCAUGCCUCGAACGCCGCCCCUCGGGUCCAUGCACCAUCCCAACCGUCCACGAAACGUGCUCCUCGGGAGUGACGACGAUGGCGACACCGCUCCCGGCGCCACGAUCGUACACGCAUCGCACCGACACAUCAUCUCGCUCGAAGCGCGCCACAAGGACGUUCAAAGUCUCCGGCACGCGCCGACGGCCGACUUGGACGACGAAGACGACGGUGCCCGCCGCCGCAGCACCAACUUGUUUCAAAAGUUCUGCCAUCACAUUGUCCAGAAACAGCGCACCAAGUACCAGGUCCGCGUCAGUGUAAACAUCAUCAGCGAGAUCGACAACGCCGACGCGAGCGACCCAGUCAAGAAAAAGGCUCCCGUCGCGCGGCGGCAGCACGAUCGGGACGCCGCCAAAGCAUUCCUCUCGGGCGUCGACGCCGUCCUGUCGCUGGACGAGUUGUACGACGAAGCGGUCGUGGCCGAGAAGGCGCGCCACUGGCGACGCGCGACGAUGCUCGCGUCCGCGUGCAUCAGCAUCGAGAAGGACUGGAUCGAGCCGCUGCUGCUGCGCGCGAGACUGUGCCGCCGCCUCGGGCUUUGGACGCAAGCACUCAAGGACCUGACGUCGGCGCUGCGCCUGUGCCCCAACCACCCGCGCCUGCUCCUCCAACGAGCCCACAUCCACACGCAAAUGCAAGAAUUCCACUCGGCCAUCGUCGACCUCUCCCACGUCCUCAACCAACAGCCCAACUCGGCCGACGCGCUGCUCCUCCGGUCCAAAGUGUACGCCAAGCAGGGGCAUACGUCGCUGGCGCUCAAGGACCUUUCGACAAUUGUGAAGACCGACCCGCAGAACUGGCGCGCAUUCUACGAGCGCGCGUACCUUCGGCACCGGAUGAUCGAAGGCAUGGCCGACGGCAGCGCCACGGCGCCAGCGGGGUCCAAGGACAAGGCGGACAGCGACGCGACUGCAACGGUCAUGAGCAUCCCGUCGCUGAUCGGGCUGACGAUCGACGACUACAUGAACGCGAUUCGGACAGGGUGUGCCCUGCAUGACGUGGUCGAAACGAUCGGCGACCUCACGAUCCGCUUGGUCGAGUGGACGCACGAUGCAAAGCACUGCCUCCACGUCGUCGCGGGGCUCACGGCCUUGAUUGCGGUCAUGGACGACGCGGACGCGAGAGUGAAGGACCGCCGGCGGCUGGCCAAGGCGGCGUCCACCCACGACUCGACCGUGUGCGAGAUGGAAGAGGACCGGCUGGCCAAGAUCAUAGCAUGUUUGCUCACGCAGCGCGGCCGGCUCUACAUCCUGAUGGGGCACCACGCGCGGGCAUCCGUCGACCUGGACCGCGCCGUCAUCAUGGACUAUCACUACGCGCCGGCGCACUUUUUCCGCGGCGCCGUCGCCAGCGUCCACGCAACCGACGACGCGACCCGCAAGGCCGUCGUCCAGCACUUGAAUCGGUGCAUCCACCUCGACCCGACCAUCACGGGCGCGUACAUUGUGCGGGGCGGCCUCUAUGGCGCCGAUCUCCGGUUCAACAACGCCCUGCAAGACUUCAAGGCAGCGGUCACGAUCGACCCGACGCUGGACGACAUUUGGAUUCAAAUUGCGAUCGUGUUUUUGACGCACUACCACGACUGCGACGCGUGCGCCAAGGCGUGCACCCGAGCGCUCAAGAACGACUUGGGGCUCACGCAAGCUCUCCACCUCCGCGGCGAGGCGCUCGCGCGCCAGGGCCACGUCAAAGCUGCGAUGCGGGACUUUGUGCGGCUCGUGGUGAUGCAGCCGACCGACCGGUUCGCCCACUUGAUGAAGGGCAAGCUCCUCCUCCAGCUCGACCAUGCGCGGCCGGCGCUGUACGCGUACAAACAAUUCAUGGAGAUGGGCGCCGAGCACGAAUCGCUCGAUCGCAUCACGCGCGGCAAGGCGUACAAGAUUCUAUCGCAGCAUUCGCAAGCUGUCAAGGAAUUCAAGCUGGCCGUCGACGCGAACCCGACACCAGAAAACUUGUGCCUGCUCUCCGAGUCGCUCCACUCGAUGGGCGAUACGGAAGCGUCGCUGCACGUAAUCAACCUCGCGAUCGAGUCGGACCCAGCGUGCGCCCGGAGCUACGUGCGGCGGGCGCAGUGCUACAUUGGGAACCAUGCGUACAAGACUGCCAUCCUCGACUACGACCUCGCGCUGACGCUGGCCGACAAGUCGGAGCUGUACCGAAUGUACUACGAGCGCGCGCUGUGCCGCAGCCAGCUCCUGAGCAAGGCGUGGAACCAGCUCGACGCGAUGCAGCGCGGCGAGCGGGUGCCGUGCUACUACGAAAACAACUUUCGGCCUGGGAAUGACGUCCCCGCGACGCUGCCGGCCGCCGACAUGAACGUCAUGUGCAUGACGGCGUUUAUCAAGCACACGUAUGUCGAGACCGCCAACGAUUUUGCCCGGUGCAUGAAGGCGAGCCACGUCAUGUGCGAGCCGUACAUCGAGCGCGCCGCGCUGUACGUUGCCGGCGGCGAAUUCAACCGGGCGUACCAAGAUCUCGCGACCGCCCUCCAGAUCGAUCCGUGUAAUCUGCACGCGUACAUUAGCGCCGGCGUCCUCAAAUGCCGCUUCUCCAUGUACACGGCCAGCAUCGAGUGCUUUGAUCAGGCGCUCAAGCACCAUCCGACCAGCGCGCUCGCGUAUUACAACCGGGGCGUGGCGUACCAAAUGCUCAAUGUGUGGGCGCAGGCCGAAUCGGACUACACGCGGUCGAUUGCGCUGGACCCGACCAACGUGGACGCGGUGCGGAAUCGCGGCCUCGCGCGCUGCCACUUGCUGAAUUUUCCAGGAGCGGCGCACGAUUUUGAAGACGUGUACAAGCACGCGCCCGACGACAUGGACGUCGUUAUGGGCCUCGGGUACGUCUACCUAAAGCUGAGCCGGUUCACGGAAGCGAUCGCGCUGUUCAAGUCGCACGCGAGCCACAACCCCACGGCGACGGAAGCGUACGUGGAUGCCGGCAAUACGUAUUUCACGAUGGCCAUGUGCCUCGCGGACGCAACGACGGCCGCGUCGGCCGUGGUGCUUCCCGCGGCGACGUCGUCCAAGGCCGACUCGUACAAGUCGUUGAUGCAGCAGGCGAGGCAUUGCUACCUGCGUGCGGUUCGAAUCAACCCGACCGACGUCGCGGUCCGCCUCAACCUGGCGGCGCUCUUCCGCGCGCGCCACGACAACGCGAAUGCUACGCGGCAGUACGACAUCGUGAUGGCGAUCGACCCAACCAACCAAGACUUGCACGAUGAGAAAGCCAUGAUGUUGCUGGAGAACGGUCGAUUUCGCGACGCGAUCGAGCACAUGCACGCGGCGGUCGCAAUCUCCGUUGGACUCUGUCCGAUCGUUGAAAUCGAGUACGCGCUCUUGGUCAAGAACAAAUCGAUGGCGCUGCACGAGUGGACCCGCCGGCGCCAGGUCAUGCCACGUACCGCGUCGCCACACGUCGCGACGGCCAUGGAUGGCCGCGAUGGCAAGAAGCGGCGCAUGUCCGUGUCGGCCGACGACGUGCUGGCCGACAAACAGUCGAUAGUCGGCAUCAAGAAGACGCUGUCCAUGCACCUGGCGAACCGAGGCAAGGUGUACGAGCAGAUGCAGGACGUCGCCGCGGCACGGGAGGACUACCUGAAUGCCAUCUACUUCGACCCCGUCGCGUUUGACGUGUACUUUCACCUGGGAACGCUCGCCCUCGACGAACGCAAGCUGACCGACGCCAUCGAGUUCUUCGCGCAAGCAUUGGUGCUCAACCCGAAGCUCGGCGUCGCGCACGUCAACUUGGGCGUGACGUACCUGCUCCUCGAUGCCUAUGACGACGCGAUGCACCACUUGAACGCGGCGGGCGACAUCAUUCCAGAUUGUGGCUUUGUGUGGGCGAACAAGGCAUGCGUGCACAUCAAGCAAGGCCAUGUCGACGACGCCCUGCGCAACUUUUCGCAUGCGAUGAAGUGCAUGCCGACGUUUGCACCGCUGUACGUGUACCGCGGGCGCGUCCUCGCGUCCCAGAAACACCUGCACGACUCGAUGGUCGACUUUGCCGCCGCGCUCCAGAUGGGAUUCACAGGCGACUUGUAAUCUCUCGUCAUAACGACCUCCAUCGUCA